Molecule: messenger RNA, 381 nt
Organism: Aspergillus aculeatinus CBS 121060
Lineage: Eukaryota; Fungi; Ascomycota; Eurotiomycetes; Eurotiales; Aspergillaceae
Product: c-type cytochrome
Exons: 3
Biological process (GO): mitochondrial electron transport, cytochrome c to oxygen; mitochondrial electron transport, ubiquinol to cytochrome c
Cellular component (GO): mitochondrial intermembrane space
Molecular function (GO): heme binding; electron transfer activity
Source: RefSeq, a predicted model, not a curated record
AUGCGCGAGGCCGAGCUGGAGGCCUGCGAAAAGCCCCAGCAAUCGGCAACACAAAUGCCCAUCCAGACUGCGGCUAACAUCUCCGGUUUUUCAGGUGACUCUGCCAAGGGUGCCAAGCUCUUCCAGACUCGCUGCGCUCAGUGCCACACCGUCGAGGCCGGUGGUCCCCACAAGGUCGGCCCCAACCUCCACGGUCUCUUCGGCCGUAAGACCGGUUCCUCCGACGGCUACGCCUACACCGACGCCAACAAGCAGGCCGACGUCACCUGGGAUGAGAGCACUCUCUACCCCUACCUCGAGAACCCCAAGAAGUACAUCCCCGGUACCAAGAUGGCCUUCGGUGGUCUCAAGAAGGCCAAGGAGCGCAACGACCUCAUCACG